This is a messenger RNA of Cololabis saira (Pacific saury), 2161 nucleotides long. RefSeq names its product X-ray repair complementing defective repair in Chinese hamster cells 6 (gene xrcc6). The coding region runs from base 84 to 1910 and encodes 608 amino acids. The transcript has 13 exons. Gene Ontology annotation, biological process: cellular response to X-ray; double-strand break repair via nonhomologous end joining; cellular response to gamma radiation. The record is from RefSeq and is a predicted model, not a curated record. Gene Ontology annotation, molecular function: damaged DNA binding; telomeric repeat DNA binding; double-stranded DNA binding. Gene Ontology annotation, cellular component: Ku70:Ku80 complex; nucleus. NCBI's taxonomy places the organism in Eukaryota, Metazoa, Chordata, Actinopteri, Beloniformes, Belonidae.
CAUCCUGAACCCGCCAGUCAUUGAAAGUAGCCCGGACGUGUGUUUUUGCAAAGUUGCCCAAAAAAUAAGAACAAUCUGUGCUGAUGGCUGAGUGGAAUGCUUUCUACCAGAAUGAGGAUGAGGAGGAAGACCAGGAGGAAGACCAGCCUGGAGGUAAUUACAAGAUCACGGGAAGAGACAGUCUGGUCUUCUUGGUUGAUGCCUCCAAGGAAAUGUUCAUCAAAGGGGAAAAUGGAGAGCCUUCUAACUUUGAUAUGACCAUGCAGGUUGUGCGCACCGUGUACACCAGUAAGAUCAUCGGUAGUCACAGGGACCUGGUUGCUCUGGUUUUCUAUGGUACAGAGCAGAGCAAAAACCCCAGGAACUCAUUCAAACAUGUUUACGUGUUCCACGAUCUUGACGAACCAGGUGCAAAACGAGUGCAGGAAGUGGAUGCUCUACGAGGGGAAAAGGGGGCCAAACUGGCUGCAGAAACCAUGGGCAGCGGGGAGACGUCGUUGGGUGACGCUCUGUGGUGCUGCGCCAACCUCUACAGUGACAUCAAGCUUCGCCUGUCGCUCAAGCGGCUCAUGAUUUUCACCUGUCGGGACGAACCGCACGCGGGCGACAGCGCCAAAGACCGACAAGCUCGCACCAAGGCUACUGACCUCAAAGAGACUGGUGUUGUUAUCGAUUUAAUGCACCUGAUGAAACCAGGUGGCUUUGACGUCUCACUCUUCUUUCGUGACGUUGUAAGUCCUCCAGAGGAUGAGAGUGAGUUGGGGCUGCAGCUGAAGCCUUGUGACAAACUCGACGACCUCCAGAAGCGGGUGCGAGCAAAGGAACAGAAGAAGAGAGCCCUGGCCAGGUUGAGCUUGUGCCUCGGGGAGGGCCUGAACGUCGCAGUGGGAAUCUAUGCACCUGCUGUGUCCGCUCGGAAACCGCCUCCCGUCAGACUUUACAGGGAAACCAAUGAACCAGUCCGCAGCAAAACCCGCACUUUUCACACCCAGACUGGCAGCUUGCUGCUUCCCAGUGAGAUAAAAAAGGCCCAGGUGUAUGGAGGGAAGCAGAUAGUGAUGGAGAGGGACGAGGUGGACGCCAUCAAUAAAUUUGACGACCCCGGACUGUUUCUGAUUGGAUUCAAACCGAUGGAAAAGCUCAAACUGCAUCAUCACAUCCGGCCCUCCGUCUUCAUCUAUCCUGAGGAAGAUGACGUGAAAGGCAGUGCAUGUCUCUUCUCUGCGUUGUUGAAGAAAUGCAGCGAGAGGAACGUGUUCGCCUUGUGCCGCUGCAUCGCCCGCCGAAAUAACCCGCCCCGAUUUGUCGCCUUGGUGCCCCAGAAAGAAGAGGUCGAUGAAGGGAACGUACAGAUCACGCCACCAGGUUUCAAUGCCAUCUACCUACCGUUUGCUGAUGACGUGCGACCUCUGGAUACUCCUCAGUGUCCGACAGCCUCACAAACUCAGGUUGACAAGAUGAAGAAGAUCGUCUCGAAGCUCAGCUUCAAAUACAGGAGUGAUUCUUUCGAGAACCCAGUUCUCCAGAAGCACUACAGGAACUUGGAGGCCUUGGCUCUGGAUAUGGUGGCUCCGGAGGACUCAGAAGAUCUCAUCAUGCCCAAGGACGAACAGAUUGACGGCCGUCUAGGUGUUUUGGUCCAAGAGUUUAAGGAUCUAGUUUACCCUGAUGACUACAACCCUGUGAAGCCAGCUGCUAAACGCAAAACAGCCGAUAGCGGAGGUGGAGCUGAGAAGAAGCCCAAAGUUGAGGUGACCGAAGACGAGCUGAAGGUCCAUAUCCGAAGCGGCACUCUGGGAAAGCUGACCGUUCCCGUGCUGAAGGAGGCCUGCAAGCAGUUCGGGAUCCGGACCACCGGCACCAAGAAGCAGGAGCUAAUGGAUGCUCUGAUUGGUCAGCUGCGCCCGUGAGGAGUCACCAACAGGAACCUUUGUCUGCUGCUUUGACCAAAAUCCAGUUCCUGUAAAUGUUCUGAUGAAUUUUCAUGUGGAGCUCCUGUGUUUGUGCCCAACUCAGUCCGGCCUGUUUACGGAUGAACAUAAACUUUCUGCACUGAUUUCAUGCAGUGAUUGUUGGUGCUUACAUUGGCAGCUGGUGUGUCAGUCCCACUCUGCAAAUUGAUUAAAUACUCCUUUGCAGUAAUAAAGCUUUUACCCUAUGC